Messenger RNA from Brienomyrus brachyistius, 1469 nucleotides. Its product is annotated as interferon-induced protein 44-like. The record is from RefSeq and is a predicted model, not a curated record. The transcript has 7 exons. The coding region runs from base 26 to 979 and encodes 317 amino acids. Gene Ontology annotation, molecular function: GTP binding. NCBI's taxonomy places the organism in Eukaryota, Metazoa, Chordata, Actinopteri, Osteoglossiformes, Mormyridae.
CUGUGACAUCCUGCUCCUCAAGGCCAUGAAGCAGAUGCUGGACUUUGCUGACAAUUACUUUGACAACUGUCAGAAAGCUGGUGUUGGGAAAAUGGGAAGUGGGAGCAGUACCCCAGUGACAGAGGAGAACAAACCAGAGCUCCUUGGGAAAGCCUGGAGGGAUGUUAUGUGGGACCACAGCACACGAACUGAUCUCAAGCAAUACCUGCAAGAUUACAAGCCCAACAUUGAUUCAGUGCCUCAGGCUCGGAUUCUUCUAAUUGGUCAGAUUACAGCUGGAAAAUCAAGCUUCUUCAACUCCAUCAACUCUAUCUUCCGUGGCAACAUUACAAGCCAAGCUGCAGUAGGAGAAAUGAAAACCAGCCUGACCUUGAAGUAUCACACUUACCAGGUGAAAGCGGGCCGAGGCGGACAGCCUCUGGGAUUCCUACUGUGUGACACCAUGGGACUGGAAGCAAGGGAGGAUGGAGGGGUGAGAACUGAAGAUAUUGAGAGCAUCCUGAAGGGCUACAUACCAGACAAGUACCAGUUCAACCCUGCGCAGCCAAUGAAAGCUGAUAACUCUCAGGCAUGGAGCACAUUGGCUCUUAAGGACAGGAUCCACUGUGUGGUGUAUGUGAUGGAUGCCUCCACAACUGGAAUUGUGGACCAAGGAAUGAAGAAUAAAAUUGAUGAAAUCAGAAAGAGAACUAACUCGGCAGAGGUCCCUCUAAUGGUGCUACUGACCCAUGUGGACAAAGCGUGCCCACAUGUGGAAAAGGACUUGAAGAAGGUGUAUCACAGCUGCUACAUAAAGGAUCUGAUCUACAGAGCUAGCGAGUGUCUGGGCAUCCUACCAUCAAAUGUGAUUCCAGUGAAGAAUUACUUUGAUGAGAGUGAGCUGAGUGACACCUGUGACAUCCUGCUCCUCCGGGCCAUGAAGCAGAUGCUGGACUUUUCUGACAAUUACUUUGACAGCUGGGAGGACGACACAGAGUAGAUGAAUUGAUCAUAUUGAGGGGUUGUGCCAUUGCCCUUCUCUGUCCAUGUCCUUGUGUUCUACACCACACCUUUGUUUCCUGUAAACCUGCGUUAGGCUCUUUCUGUACCUUUCCGACACAGAAACCUUUUCAUAACCUGGAUUUAUAAUUGUCUUGUCAUUUGAGUAUGAAUGAUGCUUAGAUAUAUUCUAUACAAUAUAUAUUCGAUAUAUCCUUUAUAUAUGUGUAUCCCCAAAGAAAUCUCCUCAAUUAUAGAAGUACAUAUGGACUUGAUGUUUUUCCUAGACAGCCCAGUCUUACAAGAGAAACAAAAUAGUUGAUUUUCACAGCAUUUUCUUCCCGGCCAAUGCCUUCUCUAGUUAAACCAUAGAGACUAUACUAUCUCGCGUAGUCACUGGCUAACAUACAAUAGCCAUUUCUGUGGUUUUUGUUCUCUUGCCCUAUUCAUCACAAUCGUGGUGAAUUUAAAAAAAUCUGUUAAGUCAAAAA